AUGGAACCGGCAUAUUUUGACAACAACGCGACGACACCUUUAGAUCCGAGUGUGAUGUCAUCAAUGCGCGAUGCGUUCGAUCUCUGGGCAAAUCCUUCCAGUAACAACUCAAAUGGUAAAGAACGAGUAUAGUCGGUUUUGAACACCAAUUUAGGAUAUUUAUGUUCACAAAAGCUUUUCGACGUGUUUUUUGACAGUUUUAAUUGUAUUAUUUGUUUUCAUUGAGUUUUUUAGCGUGUUUUUCGAAAGUUUUCACAAGUUGAAUGUCUUGAAAGUCGCAAUAGUUUUGUAAUUUUCGAGAAAAAGAGCUCAAACUAUUCUAGAAAGCCUAUACAGUGCCUACUUUAGGAUCUUUACACUUAGGAAAACUGGUCGACGCAUUUUUUCAUUUUUUGUAUUCUGGAUUUUUUCUAAUUUUUUUACGAGUAUUAUUGAGGUACCAAGAUUUGAAAAUUCUCAAUGGUUCUCCAUUCUUCAAAAAAAAGAGCUUAUACAGUGUCUACUCUAGGGUUUUUAUAAUCAAGAAAACUUUUCGACGCAUUUUUUGCACUCGGGAGAUUUUUUCAUGUUUUACAAAUAAGAUCAAAUUGAGAACUUGUUUUAGAAAAAAGGCUGAAAGCUUCCGAGAAAGCCUCUCUAAUUUCUUGAAGACGUCAGUUCUUGCAAACUUAGAAUUUUCGAGGCUUUCAGAACCUUCAUCAGUACAUCUGAUAGACUUUUAAAAAAAUCCAAAGUGGAAAAAAAAAACAAUAUAUAACUGCACCUAUAUAUUUUUUGAUUCACGAAAAGGAAAAUUCAUGAAAAUAUAGACCUUCUGGAUCCAUAAUAAAACAAAGGAUAAAUUGAAAGCUUUCAAACAAAUAAUCAGGAAAAUUAAAAACAUACUUCGCUUGCAGCGAGAAAAACAGCGUUGGCCAUCUCAGAAGCGCGGCGAGAGAUUGGGAAGAUGUUCCAGGUGACGUCGGACGACGUCAUCUUCACUUCUGGAGGCACAGAGGUUUCACGUCUUCAUUAUUCUACAAUUUUCCAAGCUUUAGAGCAACAACUGGGUGAUCGAUUCUGCCGUAAGACUUCACAAGUAUAACAAAAGGGUGGGAAAGCCUCACGUGGUGACGUCAUCCAUCGAGCAUCCGGCCAUCAAGGAGCCUCUGCUUCGCAGGCUGCGAGAUGAAGAAAUCGGUCUAGAAUCUUUUUUUUACUGUUGAAUGGAAGUUAGCUCACAGAUGUGACAUUCGUGGAAGUUUCGCCUGAAACAGGAGCCGUGAGAGUAGAAGACGUCCUGACGGCGAUGACGUCAUCAACCUGUCUGGUCACCAUCAUGCUGGCCAACAACGAAACUGGGGUACUGCAGCCAGUCGCCGAAAUCGGCGUUUCAGUACGAUCCAAGUUCGGCAACAGCGUGUUCAUCCACACCGACGCCGCCCAAGCCGUGGGAAAGAUUGCGAUCAGCAUUCCUGAUCUCCAUGUCGAUGCUCUUACUGUAGUCGGACACAAGGUAAGGCAACCAAGUUAUUAUUAAAAAUGAUAAUCUCAGUUCUACGGUCCACGUAACGGAGCCCUAGUACUGCGAUCAAGAGCCGAAGUCGCUCUGGAACCUCUUUUUCUCGGCGGCAACCAAGAGUUUGGCCUUCGAUCUGGGUGCGAAAAUAUAUAUACCAAUGAAAAUAUCCAUUUCCAGCACGGAGAACACUCCGAUGGUCGUCGGACUGGGACAGGCGGCCCGGGUUUUCAACGAGGCGUCGGAAGAAAUCGAACAAAGGCUGAGGGGCACGCGCGACUACUUCGAGGCUCAGUUGAAGGUAAGCAAGAUCCAAAAAAAAAGUUACAAGAGAGUUCAUCUGAGGAGAGUAUCCAGGAUAAUCUAUAGCUGAUUCACGGCGCGCUUGAGCCCUCGAAAAAAGGGUCCUGACACGAUAAUGCACGAGAUAGUGCUUGGCUCGUGGAGGGCUCAGACAGGUCACCUCAGCGUCCCAAGAUAUUUUCGAUGUGAUUUUUUAUUGAAGUGCGAGAAAAAUAUCUGAUAACUUCUUUCAAAGAUUUGAUUUUUCGAAAAUAAGAAAUGUUGGUUUCACAACUGAUUUGAUAACGCCAGCUCAAGAGAUCACGAAAAACUUAAAAUUUAAUUUUUUGCGCAAAAAGAGAAAUUCAGAAAAUUUCUCCUAGUGUUUUGGCAAAUUGACGGAAACCACCCCUUUUUAUAAAAUUCGGUCAAAAUCUCCUUGAAGUACUGGAUUAAAAUCUUAUUUUUUUCGAAUGAACGUCUUAAAGUUCUAGUUUCUAACAGAAUGUCAAGAGCUUUUUGAAAAUUAAGGCGGAUGCUUUUAAGACCUUCAUAAAAAACCAAGUGAAUAUAUAAUCUGUUAACAUUUUAAAUGUCAAACCGCUAAUUCCGCCCUUUUUCGCGUCGAUAUUCUAUCGCGCGGGAUCAUUUUUGAUCAUUUUUGCUCUAAAAGAUAGCAAAAGAAGACAAAAGCAGCCUUAUUAAAGGUUCAUCGUCAUCUGGAGAUAAAAAAUUGACGCGAGAGAUAUUGUAGCCUAAAAAUCUGAGCUACAUCUCUCUUUUCGAAAAGUACUCAGUCCAGGAAUGCCUCGGCGACGAACACAAAGUCCAUUUUGGCGCCUCGCCACGUCUCCCGAACACGAGUAGCGUCGCGUUUCUGAACUACGAACCUCACUCGUGCCAUCUCAUUGAAAAGUAUGAUAAUAGCUGAUUCACGGCGGGCUUGAGCCAUCGAGAAAAGGGUCCUGACAAUAUUCUAGUCGUGGAGAGCCCAGACAGGCCACGCCGUUAGCGUCCCAAGCUAGCUGUGAAUCGGCUAUAAAGAUUUACAACAAAAUCAUUUUCGCUCAGUUGCAAAACCUUUUCGGCGAGUACCGGCGCGGCUUGUCACAAAUCGGAGUGCAGGUUGCAUUAUUCCUAACUUCUAGGGUUGAAAGUUCAACUUCAGUCCGAUCCUGACAGCUUGCGGGAUCCCGUUCAGCAUCGCUUCCAAAACAGUUCGCUUCAGUUUCGGCCGGAGUACAACCAAAGAGGAGGUUUCGAUUCAAAUUUGCUUCCGAAAGAUUUCCAUGCAUUUCAGGUGGAUCUUGCUGUCGCAGAACUCGUUUCUCUGACAUCGAGAAGCAAAAAAUGA
Caenorhabditis auriculariae is the source of this 3134-nucleotide messenger RNA. The record is from the annotation of a GenBank genome assembly. NCBI's taxonomy places the organism in Eukaryota, Metazoa, Nematoda, Chromadorea, Rhabditida, Rhabditidae.